Molecule: messenger RNA, 900 nt
Organism: Protopolystoma xenopodis
Lineage: Eukaryota; Metazoa; Platyhelminthes; Monogenea; Polystomatidea; Polystomatidae
Source: the annotation of a GenBank genome assembly
AUGCUGACUUCGAACUCCAAUUCCAAUCGGUCAAAUUCCUCUUUCUCUUCCUUGUUGAAUACCGUUUCCAGCAUGACCAGUUUCAUCACUAAGACCUUGGUUCCUUCAACUCACGCAAUUACUCAGUCGGAAUAUCGUGCAACUGACCAGCCGAUGCUGGAGGCUUGUGACCUAGACAGCACUCGUCGCAUUGAGGCUACAGGGAAAGGCUUUGCUCUAGAAACAGAUGCUAUUGGUGGGCGAAACAGGACUCAAAAACACAUGGAAGAUGGCUCCGAACUGGAAGAAGGCUCGAAUAGGCAUACGUUUUAUAUAGACUAUCACAGGGAGCAAGAAAAGACGAGAGAAAUGAAUGGAGAAGAGAAGCUAGAUGAAGAUAGACGAAAAGGGAAUGAAAAUCUGUCGGCGGCCUUUAGUUAUUCUGAGGAUACUUGCUGCGAUACUUCUGACCCAGUCUGCUCAGUCGCCCCUUACGAUCAGAUGGUUUUGAUGCCCGAUGAUCCUGCGGUAACCUUGGCUGAGUUUCUGCUGAUCCUGGUUAAUCGUUAUGCAGAGUUGACUUUGGCGUCAGUGAAGCUGGCUGAUUUUGCCUCAUCCACAUCGAUGAUGAAAGAAGUCGUUAGGACGGGCGGUAAUGCUGAUACUGUCGUCACUGGUGGCGUUGAUAGCACGUAUCAUAGUCGUCUCUUCGACUUAAAUGCUAUCAUAACAGCCGCUUGGGACUUUUUUCAGCCAUGUCCCAUUGUGCCACAGUUCUUUCUUGAAUGUAAGUUAACGAUAUCCAAGCAUACUUGGCGAUACUGCCUUAAACCUAUUCCACUGUUUGUCAUGCAGCAACUUGUUUUGGUGUCAAGUAAAUACACAAGUAAACAACUAGUCUUCGGUGGGGCUUUGGACUAA